This is a messenger RNA of Populus euphratica (Euphrates poplar), 2398 nucleotides long. Its product is annotated as calponin homology domain-containing protein DDB_G0272472-like. The record is from RefSeq and is a predicted model, not a curated record. NCBI's taxonomy places the organism in Eukaryota, Viridiplantae, Streptophyta, Magnoliopsida, Malpighiales, Salicaceae. The transcript has a single exon. The coding region runs from base 135 to 2315 and encodes 726 amino acids.
AUUAAUAGUGAUUAUGAUUUGCUAAAAAAUUAAUCAACCAAUUGACGACGACCUGUCGUUUUACCCUGACCCGCUUCUUUGAUUUUCUCCCCUCCACUCCAGUGAGUGGUGCUAGGGUGUCGUCUCCUACUUCAAUGGAGGAGAAGAUUUGCAGCGAGUUGAAACUCACUAAGUUAAGGCAAGAAAGCUUCAACCGAAGUCUCAAUGAAAUUCACGAGCAAGCCUCUUCCAUUCUCUCCCUCACUCUUCAAUGGAAAGAUAUCGAAAGUCACUUCGAUUCCACUUUCAAUUCCAUCGAAGACUCCGCCAAAGCGCUUCGUACGAAGGAACGGCAACUGGAGGAGAGAGGGAAGGAAUUUGAAUCGAAGGAGAAGGAGUUUGAGGAACGGUGCGAAGAGUUUAUAAAGUUGAGAGAUGCGGAGGUUGAGGAGCAUUAUAAAGAGAUUGAAUUGAAGGAGAAGGAUUUUGAGGAACGGCGUAGAGAGGUUGAAUCGGAGAGGAAGCUGUUGGAGGAGAGGCGGAAGGAAGUCGAAGAGAGGGAGGAGUUGGUGAGAAAGAAGGUUGUUGAAGAGAUUGAGUUGAAGGAGAAGGAAAUUGAGGAAAGGCGAAAGGAAAUUGAAGUGGAAAGGAAGAAGCUUGUCGUAGGGUUUGAGUUGAAGGAGAAGAAAAUUGAGGAAAGGCAAAAGGAAAUUGAAGUGGAAAGGAAGAAGCUUGUCGAAGAGUUUGAGUUGAAGGAGAAGCAACUCAAUGAAGUUCCAUGGGUGAAGUUGAAGGUUGGGGAACAACUUAAGGAGUGUGAAUUGAAGGAGAGACAGCUUGAGGAUAGGGCUUUGGAGAUUGAAUUGGCGAGGAAGAGAAAUGUUGAGUUUUUUGACGAGCUUAAGUUGAAGCAAAAGGAAGUUGAAUCGGAGGACAUGAAAAACAAGAAGUUUAUAGAGGGGUUUGAAUUGAAAGAGAAACAAUUUGAUGAAAGGUGCAAGGAAGUUGAAUCGGAGAGAAAGAAGUUAGUUGAAAAGCUUGAAUUGAAGGAGAAGCAACUUCUGGAGCAGCAGAAAGAAGUUGAAUUGGAAAACAAGAAAAUUAAGAAGUUUUUUGAAGAGCUUGAGUCGAAGGAGAAGCAAGUUGAAGAAAGGCGCCUGAUAGCUGAAUUGGGGAAUAAAAAGUUUGUUGAAGAGGUUGAAUUGAAGGAAAAGCAACUUGACGAGCGGUGUACGGUAGUUGAGUCGGAAAAGAAGAAACUUGAGGAACAGUCCAAGGAGAUUGAACUGAAGGAGAAACAUCUUGAAGAGCAGUUGAAAGAAGUUGAAUUGGCAAACAAGAGGUUUUUCGAACAAGCUAAAGUGCUUGAGUUGAAGGAGAAGCACCUCCUGGAGGGGUUUAAGGAACUUGAAAUGGAAAUUUUGGUUAAGUUGAAAGAAGAGAACUCUAAGGAGUGGAGAAGAGAGCUUGAGUUAAAAGAAAUAAAUUUUGGGCAGCAAGUCAGAGAAAGGUAUGAUGAAAUUGAGUUGAAGGAGAAGAAAGUGGUGGAAGAGUUUAGAGAAGUUGCAUUGAGAGAAGAGAGGGUGGGGAAGAGAUUUAGAGAGGUUGAAGAGAAGGAGAGGAUGGUUAGAGAGCUGUUUAAGGAAGUUAGGGUGAAAGAUGACGAGUUUAGGGAACGGAGAAAAGGGGUGGAGUUGAAAGGUAGGGAGGUUGAGAAGAGGCUUAAAGAGAUUGGAUUCAAAGAUAGGAAGGUUGAGGAGAGGCUUAAAGAGAUUGGAUUCAAAGAUAGGAAAGUUGAGGAGAGGCUUAAAGAGGUUGGAUUGAAAGAUAGGAAGGUUGGGGAGAGGCUGAAAGAGGUUGGAUUGAAAGAUAGGAAGGUUGAGCAGAGGCUUAAAGAUCUUGGAUUGAAAGGCAGGGAGGUUGAGGAGAGGGUUAAAGAGAUUGCAUUGAUGGAGAAGAAUGUUGGCAAAAGGAGCGAGGAAGUUGAAUUGCAUAGGAGGAAAUUAGAGGAAGGAUUUAGAGAACUUGAGUUGAAAAGUAGGGAGGUUGAGGAGAUAAUUAAGGGGGUUGAGUUGAAGGAGAAGGAAUUGGAGGAACGGUGUAGGAGGUUUGAUUUGAAAGGGAAGCAAAUUGAAGACGUUCAGUUGAAGGAGAAGGAACUAGAACAGAGGUUACGGGAAGUUGAAAUGGAAAAUAAGAAGUGCUUGGAGCGAAUUAAGGAGUUUGAGUUGAAGGAGAAACAAGUUGCUGAUGCUUGUAUUGCCCAUGUGAAGUCGGAGACCGUAGAAUAUUCCAUAGAUGCUAACCUACAUUUUUCAGUGAAAAUGGAUGGAUAGGCAUUGCAAAUUUUAUUAAAUAAGCGUUGUAAACAUGAUGAGAAGUUGAAGAAUGAGGUAUCUACUGCUUUGGGACUUUCCUC